CCGUAUGGUGGUUUCUCAGUAUCACAUCUAUAUAUAUCUUAUUACCUGAGUAUCACAAUCCGAUUGGGUUAUAAAGACGACCCCCACCUCAAAUCUUCACCACUGCUUCAAUAUUUUAAGAGCUAUCGAAAGCGAGAAAGAAACGAAAAGUGAUUGAGACUAAUAAACUGAUAUACCUGAAGACCAACAAUGGCCAAACUGAGUCUAACCAUCAUUCUUAUGGUAGGGAUAGUCUCUGUUCACACCAACGAAAUCGAUGUUUUUGAAGGACUUUUCGACCAAGUUUGGGAGGAAGCCAAUUUUGAUGGACUCGCUUUGGUCUAUACAUGGGCUCCAACGUUUUGUGUAAAGGGACCAUGUACACUCAAGAGCACAGCUAAGAAGAUAUGGACAAUACACGGGUUGUGGCCGUACAGUAAUAACAUGGCACCUUCGCAAGGGCGACUUGACUGCGGAGGAAUGUACAAUCAGGCUGCUAUCUCUACAAAAAGAUCCGAGUUGGAGGAGAAGUGGCCAUCAUAUAGCUCCAAAACAAAUGACCAGUUCUGGCAACAUGAGUACGUAAAGCAUGGCACAUGCGCGGGUAACCUGGCGAAGUUUAAUUCGCAGCUCAAGUACUUCGAAGGCUCCCUCGAUCUCUUUGAUAAAUACGACAUCAAAUCUAUCUUGGGAAGCGGCAACAACCCUGUGCUACCCUCUAGAACUCUUCAUUAUCCACUGAGUUGGAUCACAACAGCUCUCAAGAAGGGACUCGGAGUGGAACCUAAUGUCUACUGCAUAUCGAAGAACCGUGUGCAAUACUUGUUCGAGAUUCGAGUUUGUUUCGACACGUCUCCCCAAUCAAAACUGAUUGACUGCACAGGGCUGACUGGCGGUGGUAAAUGCAACCCUGGAUCGGUUGUAUAUCCACCGUUUCAAGACUACGUCAAUGCAAAGUCUCUGUCACGUGACGAACUCGCUUCUGAUUGGCUGUUCAACAUGAUGGCUGACAUAAUGGAAGACAGAGAAGGUGAUGAUGAGACCAUGCAGCUAUAAAACAAUGAUAGCUCCAUGGUGAGAUUAUAAUACCACCUCCACCGAAAAGAUAAUAGGAAACGAUCAACUUCUAAUCAGAUUGAUACCAGGGUUUAAUUGUCUUAUACAAUUCACAGAAAAUUAUAUGUUCUCGUUUUCAUUGUCUUUGGGUUGAUGGUGUUG
Molecule: messenger RNA, 1197 nt
Organism: Lytechinus variegatus (green sea urchin)
Lineage: Eukaryota; Metazoa; Echinodermata; Echinoidea; Temnopleuroida; Toxopneustidae
Product: ribonuclease Oy-like
Biological process (GO): RNA catabolic process
Cellular component (GO): extracellular region
Molecular function (GO): ribonuclease T2 activity; RNA binding
Source: RefSeq, a predicted model, not a curated record